Messenger RNA from Rosa rugosa (rugosa rose), 1864 nucleotides. RefSeq lists its product as uncharacterized. Lineage: Eukaryota; Viridiplantae; Streptophyta; Magnoliopsida; Rosales; Rosaceae. Bases 135 to 809 code for a protein of 224 amino acids. The record is from RefSeq and is a predicted model, not a curated record. The transcript has 4 exons.
GGCUUCUUUCUCACAAAAGCAAUCGAUACUAACCAUCUCUACUACUCUCUUGCGCUCUGUUACUGCUAAAAGCUCUCUUUUCGUUUCAUUUCUAUUACUUUGCUGCUUUAAUUCUCUCUGCAUUUUCAUUAUCAAUGGCUGAAAUGAAAGAUUGCCACCACCACGUAGUGGAAAUCCCGGUUGACGAAGAGCACCAACAGAAGCUCUCGUCCUCCAUGACCAUCAUUUCGGCAAUCCAACACCACCCAUUGAUGGAAAUCUCCGAGAGCCCCGGCCAUUUGCUUCUUCUCAAGCUCUGGCGAAGAGAAGAAGACCUCUUCGGCCGGCGGAUCGCUCGGAGGGAGACCCGAAUGGAUCUCAUCCGCCGCGAAAUAUUUCAACUCUGUUGCUUCUUCUUGAUAUUUCAUGCCUUUUUCUUGACCAUCUUGUUCACUUCUUCGUUAAACUCCGAGGAGGGGAGUUGCCAGAAGUGGUGGAUUCCGAGCAUUCUUUCGGUUUCGACUUCUGUUGUGUUUGUGGUUCUUGUGCAGGUGAAUCUGUGGAGGUACUGGAAGGUGUGGGGACAGUUGCAGAGGGAGAAGAUUGAGAAUCGAGCUCUGGUGAGGUGUAUUCAGGAGUUGAGGAUGAAGGGAGCGAGCUUUGAUCUGUCCAAGGAGCCGCAGAGUGGGAAGAGGAUGAAGAGCUCCAGUGUCGAGAUCAAGUGGAAGCCGAUCACUUGGUGCUCGCAGAACUUGAUCACCAUCUGCCUUGUUUGCUUCGCAGGUUUGGUGUUUCCUGCAUCCAAAUUGAUGCUUUGCAGCGGCUUCUGAGCUUGGGGAGAUUCUUAGUUUAUCUUCAUCUUUCUAAGGUGUUUCCUGCCUUGUAGAUUUAUGAUCUGCGGCAACUUGUGAGCUCAAGGAUCUGCGGCGACUUUGAGCUCGAGGAGUUUCCUUUUGAUGAUCUUUCUCAAGGCUGUAAAUUUGAAAGAUAUUGCAACUGAGAAGGGAAGCAUUGCGAUUCAUUGCAAAGUAAAAAGUAACAAAUCAUGCCAAUAUCAUGCCAAUUGCAAGAGCAUCAUUAUGUUUCGAAAUGAGAUUCUGCUUGCUCCUGAAGAAGUGCUUUGCAAGAGCAUCAUUAUGUUUCAAAAUGAGAUUCUGCUUGCUCGCUCCUGAAGAAGUGCUUUGUUAGGCACAAUUUUGGGAUUGUGUGAAAGGCAUCGGAAGCCUACUAGCAUCAAGUAUCUGUCAUGGUGGCUCUUUCAAUAGUCAUAUCCAUCCUUGACUUCAAAUCUUUACAAGAGAACGGUCCGAUCACUAUCCAGACUCAUGCCGACAACCAAAGUACAUUCCUUUCGGGUCUCUAGUAUAUGAAAGAGAGGAAAUCGAUCUUAUCUCCAUAAUGACCACUCAAAUCUAGUGCCUGCUAAGAGAUGAGGCCAAAAGAUGAGGAUUAUGCGGCAUCUGCGAAUGCAAGAGGCUUAUAUCUCUACUACUUCCGGUCAGAUGGGGGGAUCACUACUUGUGUGCACUCUUUAUAGAUGUAAUGAUGUAAUCUCAAAUAGAUGUAAUGAUGUAAUCUCAAAUAGAUGUGCACUCUUUAUAGAUGUAAUGAUGUAAUCUCAAAUAGAUGUAAUGAUGCAAUGCAGACUUCUCAGUCAAUUAAUGACCACUCAAAUCUAGUGCCUGCUAAGAGAUGAGGCCAAAAGAUGAGGAUUAUGCGGCAUCUGCGAAUGCAAGAGGCUUAUAUCUCUACUACUUCCGGUCAGAUGGGGGGAUCACUACUUGUGUGCACUCUUUAUAGAUGUAAUGAUGUAAUCUCAAAUAGAUGUAAUGAUGCAAUGCAGACUUCUCAGUCAAUUAAUCUACUCGUUUACAGCAGCAUGGAA